Molecule: messenger RNA, 1594 nt
Organism: Pseudophryne corroboree (corroboree frog)
Lineage: Eukaryota; Metazoa; Chordata; Amphibia; Anura; Myobatrachidae
Exons: 4
Coding region: 251-982 (243 amino acids)
Source: RefSeq, a predicted model, not a curated record
UCUGUCUGGCCUUCUCUACUGAGAGCUGAACAGAGCUAUAAGACCAGAUGGGAAUAGCAUUAGUGGUAGAUGAGGGACAAAGGAUCCAGAAAACACCAACAUUUUAAAACAACAAAGUAAAGCCUCUUUCAAGAAAUCUGUUGGACAAUUAUGCUGGUUGUUCUCCUCACUAUGUCACUGGCUGGGAGAUGGAGCACUCGGGAGCCCUGUAGUUUUGGGAUACACAUUACAUUAAGCAACAGGGCCCGUAAUGAGCAAAAUUAUCUUCACAAUCCUAAAAUACUUCCUCCAAGGAUGGGCUGAAGCAGUGAGGAGAUGGACUAUGGGCGGAAGGAAGUGUAGUGAGGAGGGCUGCAGGUAUCAAGCUGAUCUCCACUUCACCAACCUAAGUCUCAUCCGACCAGCCAGUUUCCCUGCAGCCAAUCACAAUCCGGAAGGGGGAUUAAAGGAAGUCCAGCUACAGUAUUCUAGGCCCGAGCAACUCGGUCACAGCCUUACUGUGACUACAGAAGUCUUGCUUCCUGAGUUACUACGUUUACCAUCUAUGCACCAGGGUCUUACCGGUUCCAGUUCGGUUCUACUACGCCUCACUGGUUCCAGUCCAGUUUUCCAAGCAUUACCAGUUCCAGUCCAGUUCUACAAGGCUCACCGGUUCAAGUCCAGUUCUACAAGCCUUACCGAUUCCAAUCUGGUUCUACAAGCCUCACCAGUUCCAGUCCAGUUUUACAAACCUUACUGGUUCCAGUCUAGUUCUACAAGCCUCACCAGUUCCAAUGUGGUUUUUACCAAAGCCUUGCUGGUUCAGUCCAGAAUUAACAGAGUCUCAUCCCAAGUGUCAUCAUCCCAGUACCAGCCCAGUCAGCACUGCAGUCCAGCAUCUAUUCUAAGUGCCAUCAUCCCAGUUCCUGCCUUGUCAGCACUCCAGUUCAGUAUUAGUCCAGUUCAGCUCGGAGCCUCUUCACAAGUGAUUCAGCAUGUCUAAUAUCUCAAUUGCAAUAGUUCCCCAACAAGCACAUAACUUUCUGAUGCAAGGUGGUCACAUUGGCAGAGGAGCAAAGGUUUGAGUAGGCAGGGGAGAAGAGAGGAGUUAGGCGGAAGGACGUUCCAUAUGGUGUAGCCAAACUGCAAGACAUUGCCUUUAGAAACUGUGCAGAAACAUUUGUGGAGCAAGAAUAUUGUAUUGCGAUAAAUGGCUUACAUUUUCUAACCCCUUUUGAUUAGCUGUCUUAGACUUCAUCAACUAUUCAAUCACAGUCAAUCAUGGAAUAAUGUUUGUGAUUGGUUGGGUUUGUGGAUUUUUUUAUGGUGAUUUUCUAGAGUGUGGACUAUUUGGACUAUGACAGAUCAUGGUAGACAUUUUAUUUUUUUAUUCAGUACAGUAAUGGACAAGAGAUUGUGCUGUAUUUUAUUCAACUAAAGUUUGAUUUUUUUUAACCUUUUUGUUAUACUGUAAUUGGCAUGAGUAUUUUAGAAGAUGCAAUUUCAUCUGUCCUGUUUGCACCAUUGUAGUGUUUGUGCAGUGUUUGUGCAGUCUUUUAUUCAAUCAAAGUUUGUUUGCAUUUUUACUCUUUUUAAUAUAAUUUCAAUGGAGAUU